This is a messenger RNA of Colletotrichum gloeosporioides, 828 nucleotides long. RefSeq lists its product as uncharacterized. The record is from RefSeq and is a predicted model, not a curated record. The transcript is spliced from 3 exons. The coding region runs from base 1 to 828 and encodes 275 amino acids. NCBI's taxonomy places the organism in Eukaryota, Fungi, Ascomycota, Sordariomycetes, Glomerellales, Glomerellaceae.
AUGGGUCACCCGAAGAAAGAAUCAAGCAGCCAGAAAAGCCAACGCACAAGCUACUUCGACGAGUUCUCAGUCAAAACCAUGGGGGAAAGCGACAAAGAGGCUGACAGCACGGUGUCCGAUAUUCAAGAACCGGCUCGUCUGAUGGUUACGUUCAAUGUCCGGGAGAUCAUGGCAAGGAUCAAAGCCCGAUGCAACAGCAACAGUGAGGCAGAGCAGCCUCCACAGAUCUUUGGACGAGAAUCAGAGAUAGAAUUCCCAGCGGAAAUAUCCCAAGAUCGAGUCGGUGAGCGCCGCAGAGGCUCUCAAACUUUGUGGGAUAUUCUCAAUCGAGGGGUCAACGUCAUCGACUCUAUCGCCUCUCAUCGUAUCGUCUUUGCUGACGGAACUCAUAACAUCCAGCUCUACGCCGUUAUCAAAGGAAACCACCUAUACCGAACCGGUUGGAAGACGGAGCUGGAACUGAGUUGGAUCGCCCUGUCUGAGGUUACUGCAUACUGGGCUUCAUUCCCUGGAGGACGCGAUGGCGCUAUCAAUUCAAUCAGCCCUAUUUUCCCGAAGAAGCGAGUUCUCGUGGUUCUUGGCCAUCGCAAGAGACGCUACGGCCGGCUUGAGCUCAAGGUGCUGUACCAAGGGGUGGCUCCAAAUCCCAUCUGGGUGGAGGAUUGGAAGGUCCAAGUUGGUCAGGAUUUGGACGCACGCACCAUGAAUGACUACUGGAAGGCCAUCGCCGUACAGCCUGGACCGUACGGUUUGCAAGAAGUUGUGGAGGAAACAACGCUGGAGCUCAAUAAUCAACCAGACUGGCCGAUGACCAUGGGGUCUUUAUGA